This is a messenger RNA of Penicillium hordei, 1464 nucleotides long. RefSeq names its product putative RNA 3'-terminal phosphate cyclase. The coding region runs from base 1 to 1464 and encodes 487 amino acids. NCBI's taxonomy places the organism in Eukaryota, Fungi, Ascomycota, Eurotiomycetes, Eurotiales, Aspergillaceae. Gene Ontology annotation, biological process: RNA processing. Gene Ontology annotation, molecular function: RNA-3'-phosphate cyclase activity. The record is from RefSeq and is a predicted model, not a curated record. Gene Ontology annotation, cellular component: nucleus. The transcript has a single exon.
AUGGCAUCCUCACGAUCCACUUCAUCCGAAUUAAACCAUGUCUAUUUGAACGGCCGAACUCUGGAAGGAGGUGGGCAGCUGGUUCGCAUCGCUAUCGGGCUGUCUGCAUUGACUGGUCGUCCAGUUAGCAUUGAUAAUGUUCGCGGGAACAGAGAGGGAAAGAAGGGGCUUAAGAGAUCUCACGCCGCAGCAGUGAAGCUGUUGGCCGAUAUUAGCGGCAGCAAAGUAUCAGGCGGCGAGGUUGGCUCCCAGUCCUUGAACUUCUUUCCACAAUCAACAAGAUCGAAAAGCGGACCGCUCCUGGAUUUGUCGCAAGUGAAUGUUAAAUCCGAAUACGACAUCAAGCUCACGACUGCCGGUGCCAUCUUUCUCGUCUUCCAGGCCCUCUACCCGUAUCUACUUCAUGUUGGAUCACAGGCAGCUGCUCCCUUUGUGAAAGUGAACAUAACUGGUGGAACAAACGCUACUUAUUCUCCAUCAUAUGACUAUGCAUCGCAAGUUAUCGUGCCCAAUUUUGCCAAGCUUGGACUUCCUCCUCUGUCCAUUAUCCUUAAUAAGCGCGGUUGGACAACAGGGCCGGUUGAUCUUGGAGCAGUCACCUUUCUCAUACAUACACUCAGAUCUCGAAAUGAUCCAGAUAGUGAAGAUCAACUUCAGGAGUCGACAGAAAAAGAAUCGGCAGCUGAGCUUUUAUAUAGCUUCCCACGGAUUAAUCUAAUGGGUCACAAACGCGGGAAAAUCACCCAGAUUGAUAUCACAGUGCUAGCACCUGAUCAACCUGCCCUAAACGCGGAUGCAGAAGGCACGGGGAGUACUGUUCGCCAGUUUAUCGAACAAGUUACCCGGCGUACUCUUCGACGUGAUAUUAAGAAGCUGGAUCCGUCUAUGUUUGCUAAACGUUCUAAUUCGGCUCUAUCCGAAGGGGACUCGCUCAGCAAAUUGUCAGCCAAAAACGCACUAGUUCCCAUCACUAUACACACAUCGGAAGCUACAAAUCACUGCAGCCAUGUGUACAUCCUUCUUGUUGCACAUACUUCCUCAGGGUUCAGAAUAGGCCAUGACAUCAUCGGUAGCGUGGGAGGAGAUCGCCUGUUUAAGUCAAAGAGCAAAGGGAAACAAAAGCAACAGCCAGCUCGUGACCCUCGACGAGAUUCACAGAAUGAGAUAGCAUUUUCUGCAGCAGCAGAUCUAGUCCGCCGAUGUGUGGAUGGAUUCAUCGGGGAAAUCUCAAACGAGAGUCUAAAGGCCAACCUAGACAAGAACCCUGCUUUCACGGUCAAGAGAGCUUGUCUAGAUAGCUACAUGAGAGAUCAGGUUGUUGUUUUCGAGGCACUUGGAGAAGUCUGUAACACGGGUGGACAUGGCACCGAAGCAACGGACACCGAAACCUUGGAAGACGAGCGAGAUUGGACACUCCACACCAAGACCGCACAAUGGGUGUGCCGGCAGAUUUUGAAUGUGUAG